AUGUCGAAAAUGAGUUCUUCGGCGAAGUAUUUAUACCGUCGAAGGCGUCAACUGUACGACCAAAUGAUUCGAGUGAACCAUUCGGGAGAGUUGGCCGCAGACCGCAUAUAUUGGGGCCAAAUGUUGGUCCUGAAGAACGAUCCCAAACACUGUCCAGUGAUCCAAGAGAUGUGGGAUCAGGAGAAACACCAUUUGUCACAAUUUGAGAAACUAGUUGUCAAACAUCGGGUCAGCAAAAGCCUGUUUGAGCCGCUGUGGAGUGUUUGUGGGCUCGCGUUGGGCGCCACCACCGCCGCGAUGGGUCCUCAGGCGGCGAUGGCCUGCACUGUGGCCGUAGAGGACGUGAUCGCCAAACACUACGACAACCAAUUGAGACAAUUAAUAGACGACGACUUAGAAGAACACAAACAACUCAUCGAAACAAUCAAACAAUUCAGAGACGAAGAGCAACACCAUUACGACACCGGCAUUGAGUUCGGGGCACAAAAUGCUUUCGCUUUCAAACUCAUGUAUACAGUCAUCUCAAACGGCUGUCGACUCGCCAUUAAAAUAGCAGAAAAGAUAUAA
Molecule: messenger RNA, 567 nt
Organism: Medioppia subpectinata
Lineage: Eukaryota; Metazoa; Arthropoda; Arachnida; Sarcoptiformes; Oppiidae
Source: the annotation of a GenBank genome assembly